This is a messenger RNA of Racocetra persica, 250 nucleotides long. NCBI's taxonomy places the organism in Eukaryota, Fungi, Glomeromycota, Glomeromycetes, Diversisporales, Gigasporaceae. The record is from the annotation of a GenBank genome assembly.
GUUAAAUGAACCUUCUGAGGUGCCUGAUGAUGACCAAUUUGUGGAUGAUUUAGGAAGCAUUGAACCAAGUAUAUUGGAGGAACUCGUUAAUAAUGCAAAACAACCGGGAGUAUGGAAAAUGAAAGGACAGAAACAGAUUUAUAUGGGCUUUGCCCAAUCAACCCUUCGCAAUAAAAGAGCGGCCUUAAGAAAGCUGCAUCGGGCUCUAACAAGAUUACAGAUUGGAUUUUUUAUGACCUCUCAAAUAGCG